Messenger RNA from Hippocampus zosterae (dwarf seahorse), 2144 nucleotides. RefSeq names its product forkhead box O3A (gene foxo3a). Lineage: Eukaryota; Metazoa; Chordata; Actinopteri; Syngnathiformes; Syngnathidae. The record is from RefSeq and is a predicted model, not a curated record. The coding region runs from base 453 to 2144 and encodes 563 amino acids. Gene Ontology annotation, biological process: regulation of transcription by RNA polymerase II. Gene Ontology annotation, cellular component: nucleus; mitochondrial matrix. Gene Ontology annotation, molecular function: DNA-binding transcription factor activity, RNA polymerase II-specific; RNA polymerase II cis-regulatory region sequence-specific DNA binding. The transcript has 2 exons.
UACUGUCGCUUUAAUUUGGAGCAGCGCAGAGGAGGAAGAGGAGGAGGUCGAGGAAGAAGAGGAGGUGUAGCAGCAGGAUUGUUUGGUUGAAUGAGCGUUUUGCGUGUGCAAAUAUCAGCCUGGAGGCGAAGUGCUGGUGAACAUUUCUGCAGGAAGGAGGUGCAACGAUGAAGAUGCCCAAGAAAGUCGCGGGAGGAAACGGUCAAGAUGGCAGCGUAGUGACGUGUUAAAUGCUUCUGGGUGCUCACGGAGGAACGCAAAGCCGAAAUCCCCCCCCCCCCGCCCCCCGCUUUCCUCUCCCGGGUUCACGAGGAAAAGCCAUCGCGAUUCCUGUUAGCAUGCAUUCCAGUAAAUAGACAGCACCUCCCUCCUCCUCCACCACCACCACCACCGCACACAUUGAUGGAAUGCGACCCGAGUGACUUCCCGACCCAAUCAUCGCCCACCGUGAGAUGGCCGAAGCCAGCGAGCCGAACGUGGAAAUCGACCCGGACUUUGAACCCCAGAAGCGACCGCGCUCUUGCACUUGGCCGCUACCCCGUCCGGAGCUCGGCGCGGCGGGCAAAGCGGGGGCUAACGACGCUGAUGUCAUUCCGGAGGAAGAGGAUGACGACGAGGAGGGAGGAGGAGGUGGAGACGGCGGUGUGCCCCGGGAGGCCACCGGGGCUGUCAAGCCGAGCCCGUUCACUUCCUCCGGCCUCCACCUCCCGGCGCGGCGCCGCACCGAAGACUCCGCGGAUGGCUCGCUGUCCUCGGCUCAUGUGGUGCCGGCGGCGGCCACCACAGCCUCGCAGCAGCUGCGCAAGUCGUCGGCUCGCCGGAACGCCUGGGGGAACUAUUCGUACGCGGACCUCAUCACGCAGGCCAUCGAGUCGUCCCCCGAGAAGAGACUCACCUUGUCGCAGAUCUACGAGUGGAUGGUCCGCUCCGUGCCCUACUUCAAGGACAAGGGAGACACCAACAGCUCGGCCGGAUGGAAGAAUUCCAUCCGACACAACCUGUCCCUGCAUAGCCGCUUCGUGAAGGUCCAGAACGAAGGCACCGGGAAGAGCUCGUGGUGGAUGGUCAACCCGGACGGCGGCAAAGGCGGCAAAGCGCCGCGUCGCCGCGCCGUCUCCAUGGACAACAGCAAAUACAUCAAAGGCGCCCGAGGCCGCGCCACCAAGAAGAAAGCCUCGCUGCAGGCCGCCCAGGACGGCGGCUCCGAGAGCUCGUCCAGCCUCUCCAAGUGGACGGGCAGCCCCACGUCGCGCAGCAGCGACGAGCUGGACGCCUGGACCGACUUCCGCUCGCGCACCAACUCCAACGCCAGCACGCUGAGCGGGCGCCUGUCGCCCAUCCUGGCCAACCCGGAGCUGGACGAGGCGCCCGUGGACGACUCGCCCUUGUCCCCCAUGCUGUACUCCAGCCCCAGCAGCAUGUCGCCGUCGGCGGGGCCCGCCGGACUCUCCGACCUGGCGGGCACCAUGAACCUCAACGACGGGCUGUCCGACAACCUGAUGGACGACCUGCUGGACAACAUCAGCCUGACGGCGUCCCAGCAACCUCCCUCCAACGAGGACGACGACGACAAAGGCCAGGGCGGCGCCGCCUUUGCGUUCGCCAGCCCGCUUUUCAGCCCCACGUCCAUCACCGGCCUGCGCCAGUCGCCCAUGCAGACCAUCCAGGAGAAUAAGCAGACCACUUUCUCCUGCGCGGCGCACCUGACCCUGCAGGAUCUCCUCAGCCUGGACUCCGGCAACGUCCUGCUCACCCAGUCCGACCCGCUCAUGUCGCAGGCCAGCACCGCCGUGGCCCUGCAGAACUCGCGCCGCAACACGCUGCUCGCGCGCAAAGACGACGUCCCGUCGGCUGGCCACGCCGCCGUCCAGGCGCAAAUUUCUUCCGGCGGGAAUGGCCUCAAGUCUCCCGGCAAAAGCUCUCGUCAUGACGAGAGCCAGGACCGUUUCCCCUCCGCCGCCGCCGCCGCAGACCUGGACCUCGAGGUGUUCAACGGCGCACUGGAGUGCGACAUGGACUCCAUCAUCCGCAAUGAACUGAUGGAGGCCGACUGCCUGGACCUCAGUUUCGACGCCUCCCACAACGCCAAUGUGAACCAGGGGGGCUUCAAGCAGACGUCGCCGCAGAACUGGGUUCAGAGCUGA